Gossypium arboreum is the source of this 2479-nucleotide messenger RNA. Its product is annotated as vacuolar-sorting receptor 1-like. Bases 412 to 2364 code for a protein of 650 amino acids. The transcript is spliced from 11 exons. NCBI's taxonomy places the organism in Eukaryota, Viridiplantae, Streptophyta, Magnoliopsida, Malvales, Malvaceae. Gene Ontology annotation, molecular function: calcium ion binding. The record is from RefSeq and is a predicted model, not a curated record.
AUAAUAUGAUUAGAAAAAUGGAAUAUUAUAGCAAAUCACCCAAUUUCACAUUCACUCAUCUAAUUUAUCCAAGCAGCCCCUCUUGUAUCCUUUUUUAAAUCAAAGUCGGUUUACAUUACAGCUCCUUUACUUCCACAACACUUCCAAAUCUUCUUUUUCUCUUUACUUUGAAAAAGCUUACAACUUUCUUCCAAAUCUUUCUUCUUAAACUUCUGGGUUUUUCUUUAUACGACCAAGCAAACGCCUCAUUGCUGUGUCGAAAGCACAAACCAAACGGAAAAAAUUAAGCUCCCUAGAAGGAUUGGGAAACUUGACCAGCGAAAAGAGGCGACUUUGAUGCUAAGUCAUUGUUGCUUGAAAGAUUCCCCCAUCUUGGGUUAUUAUUAGAGAAAAAAAGUUUCUCCUGGAAAGAUGAGGGAAAAUUCUUGGUUUUUAAUUUGCAUGUGGGUUUUGUUAGUGGGGAAUUGUUUGGGGAGGUUUGUGGUGGAGAAGAACAGCUUGAAGGUGACUUCGCCGGAAUCAAUCAAAGGGGUUUAUGAGUGUGCGAUUGGGAAUUUUGGGGUUCCUCAGUAUGGGGGUACCUUGGUUGGCACUGUUGUUUAUCCUAAAGCUAAUCAAGGCGCUUGCAAGUCCUUCGAUGAUUUUGACAUCUCUUUCAAAUCAAAGCCUGGGGGAUUACCCACUUUUCUCCUUGUUGAUCGUGGAGAUUGUUUCUUCACCUUGAAGGCAUGGAAUGCUCAGAAAGCUGGAGCUGCUGCUAUUCUUGUUGCUGACAGCAAGGAUGAGCCCUUGAUUACCAUGGAUACCCCUGAAGAAGAAAAUGCUAAUGCUGAAUACCUGCAGAACAUCACCAUUCCAUCAGCCCUUAUCAGUAAAUCACUAGGGGACAGCCUCAAGAAGGCCCUUAACGGUGGGGAGAUGGUUAAUAUGAAUCUUGACUGGAGGGAGUCACUUCCUCAUCCUGAUGAACGGGUUGAGUAUGAGUUCUGGACAAAUAGCAACGAUGAGUGUGGGCCAAAGUGUGACAGCCAGAUAGAAUUUGUCAAGAACUUCAAAGGAGCUGCUCAAAUACUUGAGCGGAAGGGCUACACUAUGUUCACCCCCCACUAUAUAACUUGGUAUUGCCCUGAAGCUUUUAUUUUGAGCAAACAGUGCAAGUCACAGUGUAUCAAUCAUGGGAGGUACUGUGCUCCAGAUCCUGAGCAAGACUUCAGUAAAGGUUAUGAUGGUAAAGAUGUGGUGGUUCAAAAUCUUCGCCAAGCUUGCUUGUUCAAAGUUGCCAAUGAAAGUGGAAAGCCAUGGCUUUGGUGGGAUUAUGUUACGGACUUUGCUAUCCGCUGCCCGAUGAAAGAGAAGAAAUAUAACAAGGAGUGUGCAGAUAAAGUUAUCCAAGCCCUUGGUGUUGAUCUCAAUAAAGUAGACAAAUGUAUUGGAGACACUGAGGCUGAUGUGGACAACCCAGUGCUGAAAGCUGAGCAAGAUGCACAGAUUGGAAAAGGCUCCCGUGGAGAUGUAACUAUACUGCCAACCCUUGUGAUAAACAACAGACAGUAUAGAGGGAAGUUGGACAGAGGAGCUGUUCUCAAGGCAAUUUGUGCAGGUUUUCAAGAGACCACAGAGCCAGCAAUUUGCUUAACUGAAGAUAUACAAACUAACGAGUGCUUAGAAAACAAUGGUGGUUGCUGGCAGGACAAAAGUGCCAACAUAACUGCAUGCAGGGAUACCUUCCGGGGAAGAGUGUGCGAAUGCCCGUUAGUUAAUGGUGUGAAGUUUUCUGGAGAUGGUUAUACACAUUGUGAAGCUUCUGCGGCUUUACGCUGUGAAAUCAACAAUGGAGGAUGUUGGAGAGAAACACGGGAAGGAAGGACAUACUCUGCUUGUAUUGUGAGUGUCUCUCUGUCUAUCUCUUUAUUUAUCUCUGCAUCAUUUUCCCGGUUUCUUAGUUAUUUGGUUCUGGAAUGGAAUGUUCAGGAUGAUCAUUCACAUGGUUGCAAGUGCCCAUACGGAUUCAGGGGUGAUGGAGUCAAGAGCUGUGAAGAUGUUGAUGAGUGCAAGGAGAAGCUGGCCUGCCAAUGUCCUGGUUGCAAAUGCAAAAAUACCUGGGGCAGUUAUGAGUGCAGCUGUAGUGGUGGUUCAUUGUACAUGCGAGAGCAUGACACAUGUAUCAGUAAGAAUGUUAAAACAGAGGUAAGCUGGGGCUCUGUUUGGGUAAUAAUUCUUGGAUUGGUUGCUGCUGGAGCUGGAGGGUAUGCCAUUUACAAAUACAGAAUCCGGAGAUACAUGGAUUCAGAGAUUCGGGCUAUAAUGGCACAAUACAUGCCAUUGGAUAAUCAACCAAACAACGUUCAUCAUCCAGACAUUUAAAGUGCCUCUUCUGAUUGGGUUGGUUAUAUAUUAGUAGGUUUUAUAUUUUUGAGUCACGUAACUUAUUUGGCUUCUCUUCGACAUUGUAAUUCUAAAUAAAGAACAAUUUUCAUAA